Molecule: messenger RNA, 699 nt
Organism: Saccostrea cuccullata (small rock oyster)
Lineage: Eukaryota; Metazoa; Mollusca; Bivalvia; Ostreida; Ostreidae
Product: ctenidin-3-like
Exons: 4
Coding region: 35-664 (209 amino acids)
Source: RefSeq, a predicted model, not a curated record
UCUUCAAUUCUUCACCAGGAGACCACGAUCAACCAUGAAGUUUGCUGUUGCUUUCUUGUUUCUAGCCGCACUGCUGGGUCUAACAUGCAGUAAAUAUUCUAAAGGAUACGGCCGUCCUAGACAUCACUAUUCAUCUUACGACGACUAUCAAGGAGGACAGGGUGGCGGAUAUCUUGGAGGACAAGGUGGAGGAUAUCUUGGAGGACAAGGUGGCGGAUAUCUUGGAGGACAGGGUGGCGGAUAUCUUGGAGGACAAGGUGGCGGAUAUCUUGGAGGACAAGGUGGCGGAUAUCUUGGAGGACAGGGUGGCGGAUAUCUUGGAGGACAAGGUGGCGGAUAUCUAGGAGGACAAGGUGGCGGAUAUCUAGGAGGACAGGGUGGCGGAUAUCUUGGAGGACAAGGUGGCGGAUAUCUUGGAGGACAGGGUGGCGGAUAUCUCGGUGGACAAGGUGGCGGAUUUCAUGGUGGACAAACUCUCCCUGGCGGAGGUAGAUGCCCCUACAUUGCUUGCUAUGUUCCGGCAUGCCAGGUACAGAGAUGCGAUAACUUCCCCUUCGCUAGAUGUGUGGGUUUCUGCAACGGCUGUAUUGCUCGGUUUUACUACCGUGGGAUAGACGUCACCCACCUCUGUGGUAGACAUCACAAGAAACACAGGAAAUAUUAAACACUCUGAUAUAAAUCACAGUUAUGUUUAUUAAU